AUGAAGACGUACAAAUCGAAAGACCCUGACAUCGACAUCCCGACUGACCUCAACCUUACGGAACUGCUCCUUAGUAGUGCUCGCUCACCAGCACUGCCAGCUGACCACGUCAUCGCUCAAGACGAUGCCGAGAACCGCACUCUCACCAUUAGCCAGCUUCGUUCGAAUGCCGGCUGCCUCGCAGCAGGUCUGGCACAGCGAUACAGACCAGAAGACGAGAGCCGCUGGGGGAUCCUCCUGCCGAACAGCGUCGCCUACCUGGAAGCGGUCCAUGCUGUCUUAUGGUUAGGCGGCGUGUUCUGUCCGAUAAAUCAUCAGUUGAAGGUGGGAGAGAUAGCACAUGCGCUCACGGUCUCGAAGCCUGCAUUCCUUAUUGUAUACUCUGAAGUCGUCCAGCAGGUAAUGGACGCUGUCAAAUUGGCCUGCCAAGGCUGCCCGAGCUUCAAACCCCCGGAAUUGUUGACCGCCAUCGGACCUCCCGUCGAAGGUUUCCGAAGCCUAUGUGCAGAUUUCAUGGCCUCUAAGCCGUUGCCGGUACCUCACCAUACAGACACCAGAAAGAGACUCGCAUCAAUCCACCUCUCAUCGGGAACAACUGGAAACCCAAAAGGGGUGGGUCUCUCGCAAUACAAUUAUGUUGCGAAUGUGUUGCAGAUGUGGGCGCAUGAUCCGGAGCACUGGUCUCCGGAAGAGAGAGUCGUGUCCUACACGCCGUUUGUGCACAUCGCGAACACGACAAUACCGCUCUUCCUCGGACCGUGGACUGGUAUGGAGCACAUCAUCAUGGCAUCAUAUGAUAUUGAGGCGUUGGCGAACACCAUUCAACGGACGAAGGCCACAGCGGCACAGAUGACCCCGAACGGUGCCUUGACUAUCGCAACGACAGAUUUGACUGAACGAUACGACUUCUCGAGUAUCAGGCACAUGACCUGCGGAGCUUUCCCCUUGAAGCAGGACGAUUACGACAGAUUUCUGCGGAAAGGCAAUUGGAAGACAGUAACCUUGUACGGGAUGACGGAAGCUGCCCCAUACGUCGCAUGGCAGAAAAUUGGAGAGGCGAUGCCGCUGGGCAAGAGCGGAACGAUUCUGCCAAACAUUCUCUGCUCGCUGAGGCUAGAGAAUGGUGACGAUGCUCCAGAGGGCGGGCCGGGAGAGCUAUGGCUCAAAGGGCCCAACAUGGCGGCUGGUUACGUCGACAAUCCGGAAGCGAACCGAGCUGCUUACGACGAAGCUGGAUGGUACAACACUGGCGACGUGUGUACUAUUUCCCCGGAGGGUCAUCUCCAGGUUGUGGGAAGGACAAAGGAGCUAAUCAAAUACAAUGGCUUCCAGGUUUCGCCCACCGAACUCGAAGCCCACCUCAUCUCUCAUCCGGCGAUUCUGGACGCUGCGGUCGGAGGGACCUGGGACUCGGCGACGAUGACCGAAUUGCCCACCGCCUACGUCGUGCUCAAAGCGCAUCUGAAGGACCGCGGCCAAAGGGUCCAGGCACUGCAAGACAUCCAGAGGACCAUUAGUAGUCAAGUGUCGGGAUACAAGAAGCUGCGUGGAGGCGUAUUUGAGGUUACUGCACUUCCUCGCACGCCGACCUUGAAGUUCGUCAGGAAGCAGCUCGGGAUCCACAAGACGGGAUUGUCAUCUUCUGAUGGCGGGGAGAGGUCGUCUAAAUUGUAG
Molecule: messenger RNA, 1674 nt
Organism: Cladophialophora carrionii CBS 160.54
Lineage: Eukaryota; Fungi; Ascomycota; Eurotiomycetes; Chaetothyriales; Herpotrichiellaceae
Exons: 2
Coding region: 1-1674 (557 amino acids)
Biological process (GO): secondary metabolic process
Molecular function (GO): CoA-ligase activity
Source: RefSeq, a predicted model, not a curated record